Molecule: messenger RNA, 3758 nt
Organism: Thalassophryne amazonica
Lineage: Eukaryota; Metazoa; Chordata; Actinopteri; Batrachoidiformes; Batrachoididae
Gene: ksr2
Product: kinase suppressor of ras 2
Exons: 22
Coding region: 77-2989 (970 amino acids)
Biological process (GO): protein phosphorylation
Molecular function (GO): ATP binding; protein kinase activity
Source: RefSeq, a predicted model, not a curated record
GAAACACGUCUGCUUGAUUAUUCUCAUUUUUUUCGAGGUGCAAACGGGGAGAAUUAAUCACCGCUGCUCGCAAACUAUGAACGAGGAGAUGACAAAAAGCGACGAGCAGCAUCUGAGUUUGCAGAAAGCUUUGCAGCAGUGCGAGUUGGUGCAAAACAUGAUUGACAUCAGCAUUUCCAGUUUGGAGGGUUUACGGACCAAAUGUGCCACAUCCAACGACUUGACACAAAAAGAGAUCCGGACGCUGGAGGGGAAGCUGGUGAAAUACUUCAGCCGCCAGCUGUCCUGUAAGUGCAAAGUGGCCUUAGAGGAACGCAGCGCCGAGUUGGAGGACUUCCCUCGUCUCGGCCACUGGUUCCGCAUCGUCAACAUGAGGAAAGAGGUCACACAGGAGAUGAGUCCAGGUGAGGUGACCCUGGAGGGCCUGCUGGAAAUGAGUGAGGAGCAGGUGUGUGAGCUGCUGCAGACGUUUGGUGCCAAUGAGGAGGAGUGUGCUCGUCUGAACGCCUCUCUCUCCUGUCUCAGAAAAGCCCACCAGCUCGAACAACUUGAGGAGGAUAAAUUGCACAGUAAUGGAGGGAGCCAAGCAAAGCAGGACUGGUCCAUCCAGUGGCCCACCUCUGAAUCAGGCAAAGAGAACACCCCUGUGUGUCAGCCAGAGGCCAGUCAGUGGAUCCGGUUCCAGCUCUCUCAAAGCCCCAAAGUCCAGUCCAAGUAUAACCAGCACAUGUGCCACAGUCCCCAGGCCUUGGCUCCCCCUCUGCACGUUGAGCGACUUACUGUCGACAGCCCUGCCACAGGACUCUUCCCUCCUUUGGAUUCUGGUCACCGCUCCCUCCCACCAUCACCCCGUCAAAGGCAUUUUGGACACACACCUCCUCGGACUCCAUUAGUGGUCAACACCAUGACCCCACCUGGCACUCCCCCAAUGCGACGAAGGAACAAAGUGAAGGCUCCGGGGACCCCACCUCCGCCAAGCCGCAAGCUCAUUCAUCUGCUGCCUGGCUUCACCGCACUCCACCGCAGCAAGUCCCAUGAGUUCCAGUUGGGGAAUCGUUUGGACGACAUGCACACACCAAAGGCCAAGAAGAAGACAAAGCCCUUGAACCUUAAGAUCCACAGCAGUGUGGGCAGCUGUGAGAAUCUACCCAUCCAGCGCUCGCCCCUGCACACUGAACGAUCUCUGCGAUCCUUCUUCUUCCCAUCGUUCAUCCCAUCCACGCCUCCUGUCCACGUUGAAACACCUUCUGGAAACACGCUGUCAGUGCCUCGCUGGUCCCCACAGAUUCCUAGAAGAGAUUUGGGAAACUCGAUAAAACACAGAUUUUCCACAAAGUACUGGAUGUCCCAGACAUGCAUAGUAUGUGGAAAGGGAAUGUUGUUUGGACUGAAAUGUAAAAACUGCAAGCUGAAGUGCCACAAUAAAUGCACCAAAGAAGCUCCACCUUGCCAUUUACUGAUCAUACAGCGAGGUGGUCGAGAAUCCCUCAGAGUAUCCUUUCUCUGCUCCCUCUUCUUCCCUCCUCAAAAAGAUCAUCAUGGAACAACUCAAGCUCGGCUGGUACGGACUGAAUCUGUGCCAUGUGACAUCAACAACCCGCUCAGGUACACAGACCUGCACGUCAGUCAGACACUCCCCAAAACCAACAAAAUCAACAAGGACCACAUCUCAGUCCCAUACCAACCAGACUCCAGUAGUAAUCCCUCAUCCACCACCUCCUCCACACCCUCCUCCCCAGCUCCGCCUCUGCCCAGCAGUGCCACACCCCCUUCUCCACUACAUCCCUCCCCACAGUCAGCACGGCAGCAGAAGCAGUUCAACUUGACAGCCUCCAGUUAUUUCAAAUACAAACAGCAGUUCAUCUUUCCAGAUGUUGCUCCAGAGGCUCCUCCAAGCAGAGCACCACAGGUCAUCCUGCAUCCUGUCCUGUCGGAGCCAGAGAAUGAGGGCAACCCUUUGCUUCAGAUCGAAGUUGAACCUACAUCAGAUAAUGAGGAAGGCAACAAUGAGGACUCUGGUGACGAGUUUGAAGAGAUGAACCUGUCACUUCUGUCUGCUCGCAACUUCCCGCGCAAGGCCAGUCAGACCAGCAUCUUCCUGCAGGAGUGGGACAUUCCGUUUGAACAGCUGGAGAUUGGGGAGAUGAUUGGUAAGGGACGCUUUGGCAAAGUUUUCCACGGACGUUGGCAUGGUGAGGUGGCAAUCCGCUUGAUUGACAUUGAGCGUGACAACGAGGACCAGCUCAAGGCCUUCAAGCGUGAGGUGAUGGCGUACCGCAAUACUCGCCAUGAGAAUGUCGUCCUCUUUAUGGGGGCCUGCAUGAGUCCUCCACAUCUGGCAAUCAUCACUAGCUUGUGUAAAGGCAGGACACUUUUCUCAGUGGUGCGAGAUGCCAAGGUAGUCCUGGAUGUGAACAAGACCAGACAGAUUGCACAAGAGAUGGUCAAGGGCAUGGGCUACCUUCAUGCUAAAGGGAUCUUGCACAAAGACAUGAAGUCCAAGAAUGUGUUCUAUGACAACGGCAAAGUGGUCAUUACUGAUUUUGGACUGUUCACCAUAUCUGGAGUUCUGCAGGCUGGAAGCCGGAGAGAAGACAAACUGAGGAUCCCUAAUGGCUGGUUGUGUCACUUGGCCCCAGAAAUCAUCCAGCAACUCUCUCCAGACACAGAGGAGGACAAGCUUCCCUUCUCCAAACAAUCAGAUGUCUUUGCUUUUGGAACCAUCUGGUAUGAGUUACAUGCACGUGAGUGGCCUUACAAGAGUCAGCCAGCGGAGGUGAUCAUAUGGCAGAUUGGCAGUGGUGCAAAGCCGAACCUCACGCAAACCGGCAUGGGGAAGGAGAUAUCAGACAUCCUGCUCCUCUGCUGGGCUUACAAGCAGGAAGAGAGGCCCAGUUUCUCCAAGCUGGUGGAUUUACUGGAAAAGUUGCCAAAAAGAAACCGCCGCCUUUCCCACCCUGGGCACUUCUGGAAGUCAGCUGAGCUGUAGCGGAGGCAUCAACGCGACUGUGUCUUUGUGUGAAGCUCGUCGUCAGCUCUGCUCAUACGCGCUUCACUGCCCUACCUCCUGCCCACCCGCUCUUGCUCCGCCCUGUCUCCACCGUCCUCCUCCCACUCCUUCUUGUUCCAGCUAUAGCACAUACAUGUUUCCCCCACCCAACGCCUGAUUGGACCCUUUAGCGGUCAGUAUUGGCCCACUUCUCCGGAGUGGGUAAUGCCGCACACUUACAAACAGAGAGGCCUUUCUCCACAAUAUGCCUGAAACUCCUCCCCCACCAAAAAUGACCCACUUGUAUUUCCUGUUGACCAAUUUUCAACAGUACGUACAGUUCAUGCUACACCAUUCAUGUCAUGCUGCAACUCAUCCUCUGCUGCAAAUAUGUUUUUUGAUACCAUGAAUGCAAAACACAGUGUUCUUGUCUUUUUGUAGGGAACGCUUCAGACAAAUCCUAAAACAAUUAGCUGCAAUGCCGAGUAUGCAAAUGAGCCAGUUUAUCAUUGGAGCUACACCACACAGGUCCAUCACGCUUUGAUAUGUGCAUUCCUGCAGUACAAGGUUUAUCUGUAGUUUUUCUUAAAGAAAAAAAGAAUCUAACUUCACACCACAGCACACCUGGAGCUUUGUGCAGUUGUGCAGAAAAUCGAGAUACGCACAAUAGCAAUUCCACAGUCAGGAGGAUAAGUGCCUUGCUCAAGGGCAUCUCAGAAGAGGUACAAACAAGUGUCUUUGUGUUUAAUUUUGUCAUGUUGAAUGCAGA